GAUGUCAAAUCCUAACGCAGAUCCACCUCCACCGCUCAAUUCCGAAAGUAUUGUACACGAGUCACAGCACGCUGACCCCGUCGGCGACCUUCAUGCCCGCACUUUCUCAGCCGACAAUAAGAUUCUACUCUUCCAGGUCAAGGUCUUCCUCGCUGCCUCCGAGGAGGUCGAUGCCGAUACAGAGACGAUUGAAGAUAUCCUCGAAGUGCUUGGUCCAGAAGAGCAUGACGACGAGGGCGACGAUGCGCAUACAGAAAUGCAAAUAGACCAGGAUAGCCAAGAGGAAGACUCGUCGCACGACGAAGACGAUGGCGGCGCGCACGAGUUUCCGAGCCGCUCAGGUUCCAACACGCCGCUCAAGACUCAAGAACAGCAAACCUGGUCCAAAGAAGAUAUAAAGGAGAUGAUGCACCUCCUUAAAGAAUACGGUGAAACUGCGUUUAUGCAAGAAUACGUUCGGACGCGUAAUAUUCCCAUCGUCAAGCUCUUGCAGGCUUUUGGGAUAGACUUGUGCCCAGAACUGAGAAACAGACGCCCUAGAACGAUGCUCUAUUUCCUUCGCGUCGUGAUCGCCCACAGGCUUCAGAAGCGCGAGAAGCUGCCCGAAUACAACACGAUCGAAGACGCGCUCGAGCUCAUCCGCAAGUCACAGCGGAUCCUCAUCUUAACAGGCGCUGGAAUUGGUGUUUCGUGUGGAAUUCCCGACUUCCGUUCGCGUGAUGGUUUGUAUGCAUCGUUGAAGAACAAGGGAGACUACGAUUUAGACGACCCGCAGCAAAGGUUUGACAUUCAGUACUUCAAAGAAAACCCUUCCGUUUUCUGCUCAUUUGCAAGUCAAAUCUAUCCCGCGAACUUUGUGCCUUCCCCAUGCCACCGAUUUAUCAAAGUCGUCGAAGAUCAAGGCAAGCUACUUCGGAACUACACCCAGAACAUUGACACCCUCGAGACCCUUGCUGGUGUAAAGAAGGUGCUCCAAUGCCACGGUUCCUUUGCCACCGCGAGUUGUUUACAGUGCCGCCGGCGUGUCCCCGGACCGGAGAUAGAGGGGGAGAUCAUGAGCCAGCGGGUCCCACUCUGCACGGUGUGCAAUAAUGGCCCGGCAGCAGUGCCCGUGAAGCACAAGAAAGUGAGCAAGAAAAAGGCAAAAGGCGAGUGGGACAGCGAGGAGGAGGAUGAGAGCGAUGCGCCAGAGUACCCGCCGGGAAUUAUGAAGCCCGAUAUUACAUUCUUCGGCGAGAAAUUGAACGACGACUUUGAUCGCUCGCUGGCUGAAGACCGGUGGAAGGUCGACUUGCUCCUGGUAAUCGGAACGUCUCUGAAGGUUUCACCCGUGGCAGAGAUACUAGCGCAUCUGCCGCAUUCGAUACCGCAGAUCCUUAUCAACAAGACACCCAUUCGGCACAUAAACCCAGAGAUUGUGCUACUCGGGAAUGCAGAUGAUAUCGUCCUGCACCUCUGCAAUGAGUUGGGAUGGGAGCUGCCUCCUCCUACGCCAGCCCCCGCAGAGACAGCACCUAUUAUAGGCUCGAGAAGCGGCGUUAAUGGGGCUGGACGAUUGCAACCGCCGAGAGUGAGCAAUUUAAAGAAGAGGGCGUCGUCUUCGGGCCAGGAUGCAGAGUUCAGGCUGCCUUUGCCUCCAAGGCGGAUCGGUGACAGCCACGUUUAUUUAUUCGACGGUGCCGACGGCGGGAAGUGGCUGCAACAACUUCGGAAGAAACUAGGUAUCGCAUCCGCUCCUCCCAGCGCGCCCGGAUCGGGAUACAACACACGGUCAUCCACUCCGGCGCUUAGCCCUGCCAAGAUUGCUGAGGCGAAUGGCAGAAGGGAGGCGAAGAAACCAAGGAUCGCCUA
Molecule: messenger RNA, 1851 nt
Organism: Cyclocybe aegerita
Lineage: Eukaryota; Fungi; Basidiomycota; Agaricomycetes; Agaricales; Hemipholiotaceae
Source: the annotation of a GenBank genome assembly